This is a messenger RNA of Manduca sexta (tobacco hornworm), 2144 nucleotides long. Its product is annotated as prostaglandin E2 receptor EP2 subtype. Gene Ontology annotation, molecular function: G protein-coupled receptor activity. The record is from RefSeq and is a predicted model, not a curated record. Gene Ontology annotation, biological process: adenylate cyclase-activating G protein-coupled receptor signaling pathway; positive regulation of cytosolic calcium ion concentration; inflammatory response. Lineage: Eukaryota; Metazoa; Arthropoda; Insecta; Lepidoptera; Sphingidae. Gene Ontology annotation, cellular component: plasma membrane.
AUGGAGACAUUGUCAACGCUAGCUACUUUUGCGACCGGGUUCGACAUAGAGAACACAACCGCGACGCUCAACGCAACGAAUAUUAGUACAAUCGCGCCCGCCGUGUCUUCGGCGCCGAAGGGGAAGGUGUUUGGAGUGGUCCUGAAAGUGGUGUAUGCGAUAGGUAUAAUCGGAAAUGCAGCAGCGAUCAUAGCGCUGCGGCGCGGCGAGAGGAGAGUCAGGAACCGAAAGCAUCUGCUGCUGCUGACGUCACUGGCUGCGAAUGAUCUUGUUGCUUUGGUGGGCAUGAUGCUGGCCAUGGUACUGGCAGAGCACGUGCCGGGCGUGCGCGACACGCGGCUGCACUGCGCCGCGCGCGUCGUGCUGCGCGUGUUCGGCGUCGGCAGCGUCUGCAUCGCCGUCACCAUGGCACUCGAGCGGUACCUCGCACUCACCAGGCCCUUCCUCUACCAAAAGCAAGUGACAUACUAUGUGAUCCGCACGGCGCUGCUCGUGUCGUGGUUUUGGGCGGCCAUACUGACGUGCGCACCGGUCUUCGGCCUGGGGCUCUAUUAUGACGAGAAACAGGGCCGCUGCUUGCGGUACAGGGAGGCUGUGACCACCACGGACUUUAUUUAUGCUGUGUUCUAUGUCAUUUUUGGCACGCUGCUGUGCGUGAUCCUGGUGUACUGCAACCUGGCGGUGAUCCGUGCGCUGUACGCGAUCACGGCGCCGCGGGCGGGAGGCGCGCCCGUAGUGCGGCGCGUGUCCAAGAGCAGCUGCCGCCAGCGACAGCGCAGCCUCAACUCCGGCACCAAUCUGCACGCCAUGCACCACAACGCCGCCACCGCCGAGGAGGUCGCCUUCAGUCGGCUGAUGGCGACGCUCUCCGUGCUCUUCAUGAUAUGCUGGCUGCCGCAGAUGGUAACGUCAGCGCUUUACCUAUCGCUGCACCCGAGCAAGUGGAUCCGCCUGAGUCCGCUGGCGAACUUGUCUGAUGUGCUGAUGCUGCUCAACUACGUGCUGGAUCCGAUCCUGUACGUGCUGAUGCGCCAGCGGCGGCAGCUCUCCCUCACUACGCUCUGCCACUCCAUCGCACACUGCUUCAAGCGGAAUCACAAAACGUCAACAGAGUCGAUGUCUAUAAAGACGUCGUGCUGCCCGCAGGAGACACUGGUGGUGAGCGACAGCUCGGGCGCGGAGAUGAAGCCGCUGCGACCGAUGUUGCACCCCGCCACCAUCACCCCCGCCACUAUACUCCACAUCCACGACUGACCCACCGCACGCUUCUAACUGCACUCGAAGGCGCGAGCGGAACAGUUCCCGCGCUUUAACCAAAGACAAUUCACUUUACGGCGAGGGACACGCACCGGUCUACUUACAGUUAUUAUUUUUGUAAAUAGUUUAGUGGUUAUAGAUGUAAGACGCAACCCUCUCUAUGUACGAUUACCUGCAGAAAUAUUAAAUAUGAUAAUUUUUAUUAGAAACGUGACAUCUGGUGAUGACAAUAUUUUUUGUUUUAUACAUUUUGUAGUGUAAUUAAAUGUUAUUUUUGUUUGAUAUUGUGAAACAUUCUAGUCUCAAUAUAAAAUAGUCGUAUGAGAAUUCAGUCAGAUUUUAUACAUACAUACAUACUAUUAUACGUUUUAUAUGUGUACAAUGUAUCUAAUAAGAGAUAAUAAUAUAAGUACUGUAAAUAGAACAUACAUGUAGACAUUUUUAUGUUACAAUCACAAAUCUUCAAAGGUUUUAAAAAUGUAUAUCAACAUAAACCUAUGUAAAAUUUGUGGCGUAAAACAUAAUAUUAUGAUCCAAAAAUCCGAGUUACAUAUAUGUAUGUAUGUAUCUACGUUGUAUUAAUCAAAAGAAGCGUCAGAAGGAAUUGACAUUGAAAUGCUUUUUAUACAAAAUCUAUUUUUAUAUAAUAAUUAGGGACAAUCUAAACGACGCCUCAUGUUCUGUGGGCUGAACAGGAAAGAAAUAUUGUGUGGACCAAUAAAAAGCUAAAGAUGUAAUGAUUGUCCAUUGAAAUCAUAUCGUGUUGUCAUAUUAUUAUUAAGUCGAUGUGUCGCAUCAUUAGACAUAAUAUAAAUACUCAUAUUGUAUGAGCAUUGAACAUACCACAGAACAUUCAUGUUAUUGACUAAAUAAAAAAGGAAAAUAAA